Scatophagus argus is the source of this 9255-nucleotide messenger RNA. RefSeq names its product mediator of DNA damage checkpoint 1 (gene mdc1). The record is from RefSeq and is a predicted model, not a curated record. The transcript is spliced from 11 exons. The coding region runs from base 691 to 7122 and encodes 2143 amino acids. Gene Ontology annotation, biological process: positive regulation of transcription initiation by RNA polymerase II. NCBI's taxonomy places the organism in Eukaryota, Metazoa, Chordata, Actinopteri, Scatophagidae. Gene Ontology annotation, cellular component: nucleus. Gene Ontology annotation, molecular function: protein binding.
AAGGCCAGUAUGUGAUCUCAAUGCACCCACAUCGCAGAUUUAUAUACACGAGCUAAUUUGAACACUUGCAGCUCUGCAGUGGGGUGAAUUAACGUUGCGAUCAAGCUACUCUCGUAGCGUAUUUUAGAAACUUCCUUCUUAAUUUCCAAAGUAAUUACUCAGAUACUCAAUUGGGUCAUUUGCUUGAGAAUAGUGGCAAAUUGAGAACAUUAUUUUCUACUGAUUGGCACGGUGGAAAUCUGCAAUGAGCCGUUUGGUUUGUUGGAUAAUGUCGUGAUGUUGACGUUUGAAUUUCCUGUAUGAGUCUUUUCCAUUUUGUUUUCCAUUUUAUUUUUCUGCUGACCGGAAGUAGAAUUACUUUGAAGUGUUGCGACUUUGUAAGACAUGUUCACCCAUGAACAACAAAAGUUGUAUCAACGCUGAUUAGGUCAUUGCUUCAAACUGGGUGGCAGCUAGAGUCCAACAGUAAGGUAUAGCCAAAGAGAACAUCAGAUAGUUACUUAGGCUAACGUUAGCCGCAUGGAGUAUCCUAGUCUAUCUGACGUUGCUAGUUAACAUGAUAACGAGCUAGCUUUUUUUCUGAAGGCCAGUUAAACGUUCGUGAAAUUGGACGUUAAUAUUACUGGCUGAAUAUUCAUCCAUCUUAUGUGUUGAAAUACAGCAGUUGCCCCGUCAUACCCUUUGUGAGGAAUGGAUGCUACUCAGAUGAUCAGUGACUCAAUCCUGGAGUCAGAUGAGGAAGAAAAUGAAGAGGAGAAUGAAAGUGAGAGGGGACGACCAUUGGCUAAACUGUGCAUCUUAAAAAACGAGCAUGUCCCUGAGACAGAGCUGCCCCUCUUUUCGGGAGAAAAUGUGUUGGGCCGUGAUCCCAACACCUGCGCUCUGGUCUUGUCAUCACCCUCAAUAUCCAAGCGGCAUGCUACCAUCUGCAUCUCUGUCUACCGAAGAAGAGGUAGUCACACUGAGGUUGACAUAGAGGCUUUGGUUUGGGACCUAGGGAGCAUGAAUGGGACUCGCAAGGGCCGUUUAAGGCUGACCCCUAAUGUACGCUAUGCCCUCAGUGAAUGUGACAGGCUGGUGGUUGCGGACAUCCCGUGUCAGUAUGUCAGCUGUGCUGCAGGCACAGUCUCUUCUCAAGGGAACUUGAGGACUCCUGUGAGCAGAAAUUCAGAGGUAAAGGCCAGGUUGCCAGAUGCCUUGGGAGAAAAGGGAAGCGACACAAGCACGGGCAGCAAGAAAUGUGUUGGUGGAGGUGCAAAGACGAGGGUGUCAUUACCUGAACUGGAGGGCACAAGUAAGACUCCUGUCAGAACCAGUUGCCUGUCCUUUGAACAAACUCCAACCCAGCCACAGAAGACCUUGGUCCCAGAAUCUGAUUCAGACUCAGAUGCAGAAAGAGGGGGAGGAGCAGCCACAAGGCGCAGGGCUGUAGUGUCUGAUUCUGACUCCAGUAAAUCCAGUCCUAUGCCCUGCUCUACAUUCUUGAGUCCCACAAAUAAAAUUGUCCCUGAAAGUGAGGACGAAAGUCCCAUCACACCAUCCAUCUCUGCCAAAAAUAGGCCUCACAGACAUGUCAGCUUCAGCAAGGAGGAGACAGAUGUAGAUGUGGGGCGACAGCAGCUGAAGGAAAAAAAGGCAUUUGUAAUUGUGGACAACAGUAAGGAGCCAGAAAGAGCAGUACUGGGAGAGGGAAAGUCUGAGGAAAGUGGUCAAGAUGUGUCAGUGAAACAGGAAAGCAAUGUCAGUCUUAAGAGAGAAGAUGAAUUGCCCGUGUCUACACCAGCAGUCUUCACGUAUGCAGUCCCUGCAUUUGACAUGGACAGUGACACAGACAUGGAAGGAGAAGAGGAAGGGGUGGCACCUGCGGUUCCUAUAACCUUGAAUACAAGCCAGCAACUUGAUCAGCCAUCAAACAUAGCCGAGUUUCACAUGGACAGUGAUACAGAUGUUGAUGAGGAUGAUGAGGCUUUAGACAAAAUCCUAAAAUCUGUGCCUUACUCAGCUGACAACGCCAAGCCUCCUCAUGUUAUUCAUCCAGAGAGCAUCACCAUGGACAGUGACACUGAUGUGGAUGAUGAUACUGCUGUGUCAGAUGCUGCUUCAAAAGCAAAACUCCUGUCAUUUCAAAACACACACACAGCUGACGCUACUUCUUCAACACAGCUGAAAGAUUUCCAUCUUGACAGUGACACGGAUGUGGAUGAGGAAGAAGAAAAGGAAUUUGGAACAAUUAAUACAGGAUCUAAAAUAGAUGAAACUCCCACUAGAUUGGAUAUUAAGCCAACUGGGCCUGAAUCCGACCCCGCCACUCCUCACGGCCUGAAUCUAGGCAGUGACACAGAUGAUGAAGCUAUUCCUGCCCCUGCCAUCAGUGAACCCUCGGUUGUGUCUGCUGUCACAGAGUCUUGCACCACUGCAGACACAGCUGCUCAUUUGAAUAUUCUGGCUGACAGUGACGCAGAUGUGAAGUGUGAUUCUCCUCUGGUUAUACCUGUGGUAGUCACAACCUUGUCAUUCGCUCCUGGUACAGCAUCAGAAGCUCUUCAGUCAGACUCUGAUCAAGACACAGAUGUGGAUGAAUCCAGUGUGCCCCCUGAACGGGACAGAGGCAAUCCAGAUGACCUGCAUGUGAGCAGUGACACAGAUGUGGAAGAUGAAGAAGUGAAUUUUGGAGGGACUUGUGAGGGUCAGACUCCUAGUCUGCACAGAGAAAAUACACCAGGGUUGCCGGUUCCCCAUCUGCAGAACUGCUCUACACCUGUACAAUUGUCAGAAGGAGAAGUGGAACAUAUGGAGACUCAAACAUUCCUGAGUCCCUCUUCAGGUCCAUUUAGACGUGGAUUAGCCUCUCCUCUAAAACCUAUGGCAUUGUCUUCCUGCUCAGACAGCCAGGAGGAUGAGGAAUUUGUUGUGGCUGAGACACAGUCCUUUGUUCUUCAGACCAGAGACAACCCUUCAGAGAACCACAGCAUGCACACUACCCAAACUUUUGGCCAGUCCAACGGAGGAGAACAGUCCAGCAGAAGAGGGUCUUUCCAGCUGGGAUUGUCAGACAGCAGCCACCUGCAGGGUCAAGCCCAAGCUCUAGCCAUGGAGAGCACCCAAGCUUUUGUUUCUGUGGAAGACACCCAAGCAUAUGCAGCUAUCUCAGAUGCAGACAGAACCUCCUCAGAGAACGAUUCAAAUCUGGAGGCUGCACAGUCUUAUGGAGAGAAUGAGGAACCCGCCAGAUGUUCGGUCAUGUCGGAAAAAGAAGAAGUAGAUUUGGCACUAGAAGCAACACAGGCAUAUAUUUCAGAGCCAAACUGUGAUUCAGAGGAGGAAAGUGAAGAUGAGAGUAAAAACACUGACAGUCCUGAGCCUCUAGACUUUCCUACCUCUUCUACUCUUGCCAUGGCUGAAACCCAACCAAUUUCUGCCUUUGUGGAAGGUGAGUGUUUGGGCAAAGAAAAUCCUAUUACAUCUGCACUACGAGUUCAGCUCAGACCACAGAAUGAAACAGAGGAGCAGGAACAUAGGGAGGCAGAUCAGCCUCAGCAGAGGCCACUCGAUGACGCUCUGUCUGUAGCUGAAACUCAACCCAUCCGUGCAAGUGAUGAUGAGGAAAGUGAUGACGAGGAUGACUCCGUUCACGGUCCAAGAAAAAGAAAAGCAAAACCACUGCAAUUUGAAGAAGAGGAGACGCAAAGGCUCACAAACUCUGACCUGUCUGUUGUCGAAACUCAGCCAAUGGAUACAGGAGAAGAUAGGGAAAGUGAUGACGAGGAUGACCCAGUUCCAGGUCCACGAAAAAGAAAAGCAAAGCCGCUGCAGCUUGAAGAGGAGCAGACACAGCCCCUUACUAGUUCAGAGUUAUCGCUUGUUGAAACCCAGCCCAUGCACAUUGGUGUUGAUGAAACUCAGUCCUUGGCUACAAGUGGAAAUGAGGACAGUGAUAAAGAGGACUCAAUUCCAGGUUCACGAAAAAGAAAAGCAAAGCAGCUUCAUUUUGAAGAUGAGACACAACCACUUGCAAAUUCUGAGCUUUCUGCUGUUGAAACUCAGCCAGUGGAUGCUGGAAAAGAUGGAGGUAGUGAUGAAGAGGACUCAGUUCCAGGUCCACGAAAAAGAAAAGCGAAACAGCUGCAGAUUGAAGAAGAACAGACACAGUCCCUCACUAGUUCUGACGUGGCUGCUGUUGAAACUCAGCCAGUGGAUACAGGUGAAGAUGGGGAAAGCCAUGAAGAGGACUCAGUUCCAGGUCCACGACAAAGAAAAGCGAGGCCACUGCAAAUUCAAGAGGAGGAGACGCAACCGCUCACAAAUUCUGAGGCCUCCACCAAUGAAACUCAGCCGCUGACAACAAAAACUGUCCUGCAGCCUGAAAGGGGGAAGGAGGUACAGUCUGAAGCUGGAACCAGUGGCAUCACUGUCAGAGGUAAAAGAGGGACAAGGGCAAGUUUAGAAGAGGAGGAGCUGGCAGAGUGUUCUGCAGCUCCCAAGAGUCAGACAAGAGGGAAGAAUAAAACUUUACAAACUACCAGAGGAAGGAGGGGAAAAUCGAGGCUUGAUGAAGAUGAGAGUGAGGAGGAGAAGAAGGUAAAGCAAGCUAAGCUAAAUAAAGGGAAAAAAGCCACGAAGCAACAGAAAGGUGAUGAGGACGAUGAGGAAAUGGAAAGAAACCUCCAUGCUGAAAGUGUCAGCCUAAUGAAGGAGCAAGAAGAGGGAAGACUGGGAGAAAAGGAAGGUGUCACAGAAGUCCAACAACAAGAAGAAGAAAAAAAGGAGAAGGAAAGGAGGGAAAUCUGUGAAAGAGAAGGGAAACAGAGGGAGAGUCAGAGAGAAGAAGAGGAAAAAUCUGAGAGGGAAAGAAAAGAGAAGGAGGUUGAAAAUGCAGAAAGGUUAAGGCUUGAGCGGGAGAGGGAAAGAAAAGAAAAAGAAGAAAAAGAAAAAGCUGAAAGGAUGCUAAAGGAUAAAGAAGAACAAUUUGAGAGGGAAAGAAAGGAGAGGCAAGGAAAGGGGAAAUUAGAGCAUGAAAAGGCAGAAAGAGAAGAGAAGGAGAGAUUGGAGAGAGAGGAGAAUGCAAUAAUAGAAAAUCACAGAAAGGAACAGGAGGAAAAAGAGAGACUGGAGAGGGAGGAAAAAGAAAGGAAAGAAAGAGAUAAAUUGGAGAAAGAAAAACAAGAAAAAGAGGCCAACGAGCAACAAGAGAACAAGGAAGAACAAAACAAGUCCAAAGCGCCUGCAAGAGGUCGCAGAGCAGCUAGAAGAACAACAGAGCUGGAACAAGACUCAGCCACAUCAACCAAUGAUGAUGUCCCAGCCAGGAGAACCAGAUCUCGCUCCAACUCUUCUAACUCUGUCAGCUCAGAGAGGUCUGCUUCGAGUGUUAACACCCAGGAGAGCAGGGGGAGAGGCCGAGGCCGAGGCAGGGGAGGAAAGCGGACCAGUGAACCACCCCGGGCAGCCAUUGCCAGAAGUAGUGACAGAAGGAGGACAGUGGCUGCAGAACUGACAGAACAGGACAGCAAUGAUAUUUCUCCUCGGGGUGCCCUUUCAAGGUCUUACUCCAACAACUCUCUCAACUCCGACAUUGCCAGUUGCAGUUUGAGCUCUCGGAGCAGGGGAAGAGGAGGCAGGCAAUGUGAAAGAGGGAGAAAAACAGAGGUAGACUCCGUCCCUCCUAUCAACAGUCAGAAUGAUCCAAAUUCAGCUCCUAACCCUACACCCAGAGGCAGGAAGAGCAGGAAAGCAGAGGUAAUCUCUAACAAUGUUCCUCAAGAAGAUGAUAAAGAGAAGACAGACUCACAGCAAGCAAUCACCACAAGGGGGCGGCGACGAGCCAAUGCAAAUGUAUUGGAACCUGCUGGUGCAGAUAAGGACGACCCUUCAAACCAGGAGGAAGAAUGUGCCAAUGAAGAAUCACUUAUGUCAAAAAGGAAUGUCAGGGGCAGAGGCCAAAAAGCCAUUAAAAGUGAGACUGUGGAGGCACCACUAGCUCCUGUUGUCAGUCAUGUAGAUGAAUCUAAAGAGGAAAGGAGAGGAAGAAAAAGAGAGCUGGGAGCAAAUACAGAGGAGGAUUCCUGCAGUAGCUCCAAAAUUUACAAAGGGACAAAACAAGCCCAAGCAGCAGAGCCUGAAGAAGAUGAAGCAAAAGGUGAAACAAAAUACCAGAUUCCUGCCCCAGCUAAAAGAAAAGGUAGAACAUCCAGUGCUCAAGCAAAGAAGAAUGGACGAGAUUGCCCCACCGAAGUGGAGGCAAAGAAAGCAAAUGAGAAGAUGGAGGGGGAGGCCAUUGAGAAGAGAGGCAGAAGUCGUCUAUCGGUGAUCCAGAAAAAGAAGAAAGAGGAACAAGAAGAAAGUGGAACAUCUGCUGACCAGGAUGCACAUGUAGAGGCAUCGCAGACUCCUACCAGCAGUGUAUCCCGGAAGCGACAGUCUCCUGCAGACUCGUCGCCUGUGGCAAAGACCCCUCGCCCCUCAGCGGCUUCCCCAGCAGCCAGUGGACGAUUUCGAGCGGUGCUGUUCACAGGCGUGGUGGAUGAAGCAGGGGAGAAAGUGUUGGCUCGUUUAGGAGGCAGCAUGGCUAAAGGUGUGGCUGAUAUGAACUGUCUGGUGACUGAUAAGGUGCGCAGAACUGUCAAGUUCCUGUGUGCAGUGGCUAAAGGAAUCCCCAUUGUUACCACACACUGGCUGGAAAAGAGUGGUAAGGCUGGGAGCUUCCUGUCUCCUAAUGCUUUCAUUGUGAAGGAUCCAGAGCAGGAGAAGAAGUUCAAUUUCUGCCUGCAGACAUCUCUGAGGAUCGGCAGCACUCAGCCUCUCUUCCAGGGAUAUGGAAUCCAUGUUACAAGGUCAGUGAAACCAGAGCCAGUGCAAAUGAAAGACAUAAUCACCUGCAGUGGAGCUACCUUUCUUGCAAAGAUGCCCUCUUCUUCCAAGCCUCAGACUGUAGUGAUUUCAUGCGAGGAGGACUGGCAGCUGUGUGGCCCGGCUCUGUCAGCAUCACUCCCAGUCGUCACUGCUGAGUUCAUUCUCACCGGGAUCCUGCAGCAGAAACUCGACUUCCAGACGCACGCGCUCUCUGCCCCUCAACGCAAUUUACAACCCACAGGAGGCAGAGGAAGGGACAGGAAGAAGACUUAGCGACAGCAGAGUAUACUGGAAAUACCCAUGCUCGUAGUGUCCGUCUAAGAGACCGGUAGAAGCACUAGUGAGUCAGCUGUUUGUUUGUAGGAAGGACCCGAAGAAUGUAUUUUCUGUUUACAUCAAAACUGGUUGUUUACUCGUAUGGCGGUAAACACGGUAUGGAUAUAGAAUAAUUUGACUGUGUUAAUUAAUUUUACAACAUCCCAUUUUGUAAGGGAGUGCAGUCUUUUGCCUUGUGCAGGAUGGGAAAUAAUGAACUAUUAACCUUCUUUGUCAGCUACCCCCAUCCAUCCAACUAUAGGAAGCAUAGCAAGAAUUAAUGCUGCAAAAUUGCUGCUUGUGUGUGUAUAUGAAUGUGUAUGUAUGUUUGUAUGUGUGUGUGUGUGUGUGUGUGUGUGUGUGUGUGUUUGCGCUAAGUGCUUCAACUCAAUCAGACAGUUUGGCAGGUAACCAACCAUGAAGAGGCAGUUCUGUAAUCAUGUUUGGGUGGUGAAAUAAUGGAGCCACUGUGGUAUGAUAUGAAAUCUAUCAGCUUAUGGCAGCCAGUGGAUGUGAAACAGGGGGCUUGUUUCCUGUCCUGAUAAGAUGUUUGUAGUGCCUUUUGCCGAGGUAAUCAUGAACCUACCGGUGUGUCUAUUGUUUCUGUGUCUCCAUUAACCAUCACCACCUACUCCAUUAAGGCUUCAUCCAAACCUAUUACCUCUAGGGAUGAGGCACAACACUGGCACCUGAAUGCUGAUGCUGCUUCUACAUCGACAUCUUAUGUUGUUUGUCUUUGCCACACAUUUUCUUACUGUUGAUGUUAUGCUGAAAAAGACAAGACCACAUCUGGUUUACUUCCCGACUCACUGCAGAUCUGUAAGCUGGUCUCGUUGGUGUUUUAAAGACGGACUCAUUAACUUGUUGCUAAGUUUGAUUUUAGAACUGUUAAAUAGCUAAUGUCUCAACACAAAGUUUAUACUGAGCAUGAAAUCUGUCUGUGUACCCAAUGAAAACAUAUUUUUGUCUAUUAAGUUUAACUAAAUGUUUGUUUAAUUUUGCCACAGCAUGUUGAACUUUUUUUUUGGAUGUUUUGAUCUGAACUACUGGGGCUUCCAUAUAUUGCUCAGUUGAGGGAAAACCAGAUAUUUUCAUUGAAGAUGUCAGUAACAUCUGAUAUUCCAAUUUUUAGCCAAACUUCCAUUUCCAAAAUCAAGAAUGAACUUUCAAGCUCAAAAUCUUCGUUUUACUGAGUCAAGGACUCGUUAAUGAAAAGCCUCAGCCUAACUGAGGAGACUCUCUUUUAAUCUCUUAAAGAACAUGUCAGCUGUCCUCCUCUGAAGUCCUCAACCUUGAGGAUCACUUAAGAUUCAGGGUUUUUUUUUUCUCUUGAAACUUUUGUAUUUUUUUCGAAAAGAUCUUAGUGAGAGUCUGGGUUGUACUGAACAGGUGAGCAUCUUCCAACACAUCUGAACUGUUUGUAUUUAAAGAUUCAGCGGUAAGACAAAAACAAAACAGAAAGAUUUUGGGGUUGUUUCUUCAAAGAUAAAAUAAGGAAAAGCGCAGAUUUUCUUAUUAUUUUAUUUCUUUGCACUGGUUAACUGCAGUGUUCAGGUUUGUUCCCUAACCAAGUCAGUCGACCAAUAAAAUGUUUAUAUUUCGAGAAAACUGACGUGAUGGGAAGCGGUGCGUCAAGGCACCCUUGUCGUUUAAACUGAGCCAUUUCUGAACGCAUUAUCACCCACUUUGCACAACACAACGUCUGGGUGUAAUUUGUUUAUGGAUGCAUCGUUUCGUGCUGAAUCAGCUGCCUCUUGUGUUUUGCCUUGUCUCAAUAUCUCAUCAAGUAAACGCCCCCUCCUCCCUGUCAGAUGACCGUAUAGGUGUCUCCUGGGUGGGGGGGCCAAAGGGUGGCCGGUGUUUCCCGACACGAGUCGAGUGGCUCCGAGUGUGAGCACAGCCCGACAUAUUCUGAACAUCACCCAAAUGUUGAGCCCGAGUCGUGAAGUGCUGCUCUGGAGGGGGGACGAGGUUGAGAGGGAGGGAGACGACGAGGGAGAAAACCGGCAGCAUUUGCACAUAUUUUCACCUCUGACAAGCAUCCCGUCAUCUCUGCUGCGUGCACCGCAGCUCCGAGUGGCCAAUUAAAGG